This is a messenger RNA of Pochonia chlamydosporia 170, 1077 nucleotides long. Its product is annotated as CRAL/TRIO domain-containing protein. Gene Ontology annotation, molecular function: phosphatidylinositol transfer activity. Lineage: Eukaryota; Fungi; Ascomycota; Sordariomycetes; Hypocreales; Clavicipitaceae. Gene Ontology annotation, cellular component: cytosol; cortical endoplasmic reticulum; plasma membrane. Bases 1 to 1077 code for a protein of 358 amino acids. The record is from RefSeq and is a predicted model, not a curated record. Gene Ontology annotation, biological process: Golgi to plasma membrane protein transport; regulation of exocytosis. The transcript has 2 exons.
AUGUCUACCGAGCAAGCUCCCGCUGCCACUGAGCCUGUGGCCUCCGCAGCUCAGGCAUCAUCUCUGGGCGCCUCCGCCGAAGUUUCAACUCCCCCCGAGACCCCUCUAACCAAACUUACUGCUCGUCUGCCCGAGAUCAUCAAGAAGGCAGACUACAGCGAGAUGUGGGGGGUCGAGCUGUCACCAGACGGUGCUCACGCCCCUACUCAGGUCGUCCUCGUCAAGUUUCUCAGAGCCAACAAUAGUGACGUCGCUGCUGCCGAGAAACAACUUGUUUCUGCACUGGAGUGGCGCAAGAAGAUCCAGCCCGCUAGUCUCGUAACCGAAACCUUUGACAAGGCCAAGUUUGGUGAUUUGGGCUUUGUUACUGUUCACAAGGGCGAGAGCGAGGAUGUGAAGGAGACGGUUAUUACGUGGAAUAUUUAUGGGGCUGUCAAGGACAACAAGGCUACGUUUGGCAACGUCGAAGAGUUCAUUCGCUGGCGAGCUGCUCUCAUGGAACUCGGUGUCCAGAAACUCCGUCUUAACGAUAUCAAGGAGCCACUUGCCGAGGACGCUCCAGACAUUCACCAGAUGCUGCAAGUCCACGACUACCAAUCCGUCAGUUUCUUCCGUAUGGACCCCGCCGUCAAGGCUGCCAGCAAGGAGACUAUUGAGACCUUCUCCAUGGCGUACCCGGAGUUGCUUGCCCACAAGUACUUUGUCAAUGUACCCGCCAUCAUGGGCUGGAUGUUUGGCGUCAUGAAGCUCUUCCUUGCGCCUGCUACGCUGCGGAAAUUUCACCCCAUGACCUCGGGGACUACGCUUGCUACUGAGCUGAAGGGUAUUACUGCGUCGUUACCCAAGGAGUAUGGUGGUCAGGGCCCGAGUGUGAAGGAGGGCGAGACGGUCAAGCUGGCUGAACUGGCACCCAAGGUGGAAGACAAGGAGGAUGCCGCGCCGGCUUCUGAACCUGAUUCUAAGGCUGUUGAGACCAAGGAGGAGCCUGCUGUACCUGCGGUCGUUGAGAAGAGCCCCGCAACUGAAGCUGAGACCAAGGUCGCUGAUGAGGCUGCCAAGAAGGAGAUUGCUGCUUAG